AUGGCUGCAUUGACAGUGGCCUCCAUAUACAUCCCAAUGGCCCUUUCACUGGCCUCAAACCUUGCUCAUGCCCCUCCAAUCAGCGGGCUAUACUCAUUCGUGAUCCAUCCCUUGAUAUAUGCAAUUCUGGGAAGCUGUCCACUCCUGGUGGUUGGUCCAGAGGCUGCAGGUUCCCUGCUCACAGGUGCCAUUGUGAAAGCAAGUGUCAUGCAAGGAAACUCCGGCGAAGACGACCUCGCAGAAACAGCUUUGGUUGUAGGAGUUGCAACCGCGAUGUCGGGUAGUAUGAUCCUUAUCGCUGGGCUGACUCGGCUGGGCUUCUUGGACAAUGUUCUGAGCCGACCCUUUUUGCGAGGAUUCAUCACUGCCAUCGGUUUUGUGAUCUUUGUAGAUCAAUUGAUCCCGGAAUUGGGUCUUGCCGAGCUAGCCAAAGGUACUGGCGUCAGUCACGGAACCAGCGUUUCGAAACUGAUAUUCAUCUUCCGAAACGCUGGUCAGUGCCAUGCACUUACUGCCACAGUUUCAAUUGUUAGCUUCACCGUAAUCAUGGUCUUCAGGACAUUGAAAAAGAUGCUUGUACCACGCAUCCCCCAAGUGAUUUAUUUCCCAGAUCGCUUUUUGGUCGUCGCUCUGUCAGCGGUUUUGGCUUGGCACUUUGACUGGGAAUCCAAGGGACUCGAAAUUCUCGGAUCUACCGAGGUCGCCGCUGGGGGGCUCUUCUCAUUCAACUGGCCCUUCCAAUUCGCGCACAUGAAGCAUGUGCGAACGGCAAUGAGCAAAGCCUUCAUCAUCGCCCUGCUUGGCUUCUUCGAGUCCUCCGUGGCAGCUAAAGGGCUGGGCGAGGGCAACUCUGACGGAAUCAAGGGAAUGCACAUGAGUGCCAACCGUGAAAUGGUUGCCCUGGGCGUUGCGAAUGUCGUUGGCGGUUGCUUCUCCGCUCUCCCUGCAUUUGGCGGCUACGGUCGAAGCAAACUCAGUUCCCAGACUGGAGCACGUUCGCCGAUGACCAGCGUUUUCUUGAGUCUCAUCACCUUCACCUGUGUCAUGGUACUCUUGCCUUAUCUUUAUUACCUUCCGAAAGCAGUUCUAUGCUCUAUGAUCUCCGUGGUAGCCUACACUUUGGUAGAAGAAUGUCCGCAUGACCUACUCUUCUUCUUCCGACUUCGCGGUUGGACCGAGCUUGUUCUCAUGGGACUCAUUUUCACGACAACGAUAUUCUAUUCAUUGGAGCUCGGCAUGGCAAUGGGCAUUGGGCUCUCAGUCAUAAUCCUCAUCCGCCAUGCAACACAGCCCCGUAUUCAAAUUCUCGGCAAAGUUUCCGGAACGGAAGCUCGCUUCGAUAACGCAGAACUUCACGCCGAGAAUGUCGAGCUGGUCGAGGGCGCCCUGAUCGUCAAAAUCCCCGAACCCCUGACCUUCGCGAACACCGGUGACCUGAAGAACCGUCUCCGUCGCCUCGAACUCUAUGGCUCGAACCAUGCGCACCCUUCGCUUCCGCGCAUGCGUGCACCAGAGCAUAACAAGAACAUCAUCUUUGAUGUGCACGGUGUGACUAGUAUCGACGGGUCUGGAACGCAGGUUCUCUCAGAGAUUGUGCAUGCAUAUGCAGAACAGAGGGUUCGGGUCUUCUUCUGCCGGUUGCCGAAUCGUAACGUGUUCAGCAUGUUUGAGCGAAGCGGCAUUGUCGAAAAGUGUGGUGGUUUGACGCAUUUCGUCCCUAGUGUCGAUGAGGCGUUGCGGUUGGCGGGAUCUGAGGAUCAGACCCAGGAAAUUUGA
Molecule: messenger RNA, 1776 nt
Organism: Penicillium olsonii
Lineage: Eukaryota; Fungi; Ascomycota; Eurotiomycetes; Eurotiales; Aspergillaceae
Source: the annotation of a GenBank genome assembly